Messenger RNA from Cryptococcus amylolentus CBS 6039, 1123 nucleotides. RefSeq lists its product as hypothetical. Gene Ontology annotation, molecular function: metal ion binding; pre-mRNA 3'-splice site binding. Bases 28 to 723 code for a protein of 231 amino acids. The transcript has 5 exons. Gene Ontology annotation, biological process: mRNA splicing, via spliceosome. Gene Ontology annotation, cellular component: U2AF complex; spliceosomal complex. Lineage: Eukaryota; Fungi; Basidiomycota; Tremellomycetes; Tremellales; Cryptococcaceae. The record is from RefSeq and is a predicted model, not a curated record.
UUACUCAUCCCUACCCAUACAUCCACCAUGGCCUCUUUCUCAGGAAACCUCUUCGGCACUGAGCAAGAUCGCGUCAACUGCUCUUUCUACCUCAAAAUCGGCGCGUGCAGACACGGGGACAGGUGCUCAAGGAAACACAUCAAGCCCCAGUUCUCACAGACGAUAUGUCUCCCCAAUGUAUACAACAACCCUGCCCACACCCCUGAAGGGCAGAAUAUGUCGAACGCAGAGUUGCAGGCGGAUUUCGACAGGUUCUAUGAAGACUUCUUCAUAGAACUGGCCAAAUACGGCAAUGUCCUUGAAAUGAUUGUUUGUGACAACGUCGGGGACCAUCUCCUCGGAAACGUCUACGCCAAGUACGAAUAUGAGGCUGAGGCUGCCCGCGCCGUCCGAGAGCUCAACGAUAGAUGGUACGCCAUGAGGCCACUCCUCUGUGAACUGUCGCCAGUGACGGAUUUCCGAGAGAGCUGUUGUCGACAAAACGAGAUGGGAGAGUGCAAGCGUGAAGGAUUCUGCAAUUUCAUGCACCUGUGCCACCCGACAAAAUCCCUCGUUGGUGCUCUUCAAGCAUCCCAGCGCGUUUCCCGCAGACAAAACCGAAACAAACCGCACGAAGAAGGGGAGAAUGGCGGAGACAUGGGGUGGACGCCGGAUGCCGCUGGAGGACAGGGAUGGAUGCCUCCGGCCGAGGAUCUGGGAUGGAUGCCGGGAAACAGGAGGUAGUUGGAGGGUUUGACGGAAGUAGACUGGCUUGUGAGCAGCUUGUAGAUGAUGCAUCUACUUAUCCCUCUGUUCGACGAGUACUCUUCUCGUUGGAAUUGCAGAUUUCCCGGGCUCUUAAAUUGCUCGCCAGUCCAGAGAAUAUGUCAUGAUGAAGUCUGGAUUUAGUGCUAGUGGUAUUGCCGUGUUAUACUCAAAAACAGCAUCCGCGGUUGAGACGCAAAGUGAUACACAGUGUGUCGAUGAAGAUCAUGACCCGUCAAGGGGUACUCGAGUACAGCAUCGUCGCCAUCUCUGCCAUUGCCAUGGCACACGUGUCUCUUCACUUGUACAAAGCUAAAGGUGAUCAUUGCCUAGCAGCCACACUGCAAUUGCCUUUGAAUGCACAUUUGUUACAUAGGGA